AUCAGCAAGUGUCCAAUGUGCCCUACUUUUACUAAUCCAUGAGAGAAGCGACGAAUAUUUAGGAAAUUUCAAGUCAUCAUUCUUUGUUUUGAUUGCAUCCACUUGAUUUUCCGUGAAUUUUCCUUACUGUUCGUUCUAAAAGGGUGUGAAAAACAAUCUCAAGGAUGACUAUAUCGUCCAAGAUGGAUGUGGAUGUGAACCGUGGUGAGGGCUUCCGGUCGUACUAUAUACAAAAGAUCGAGGAAUUGCAACUUGUUGUAGCGGAAAAGAGUCAAAAUCUCCGGCGUCUCCAGGCUCAGCGGAAUGAAUUGAAUGCAAAAGUUCGAAUGCUGCGGGAGGAGUUGCAAUUGCUGCAGGAACAGGGUAGCUAUGUUGGGGAAGUCGUGAAGCCGAUGGAUAAGAAAAAGGUUCUCGUAAAAGUUCAUCCGGAGGGGAAAUUUGUUGUGGACAUUGACAAGAAUAUUGAUAUCAACGAUGUGACCCCCAAUUGUCGCGUAGCGCUGCGCAAUGAGAGCUAUACGCUGCAUAAGAUUCUGCCAAACAAGGUGGACCCGCUGGUGUCGCUCAUGAUGGUUGAGAAGGUUCCGGAUUCAACGUAUGAGAUGGUGGGUGGACUCGAUAAGCAAAUUAAGGAGAUUAAGGAGGUGAUUGAGCUGCCAGUGAAGCAUCCUGAGCUCUUUGAUGCACUGGGAAUUGCUCAGCCAAAGGGAGUUCUCCUCUAUGGGCCACCGGGAACAGGGAAGACCCUCCUGGCACGAGCUGUAGCUCAUCACACUGAAUGCACCUUCAUUCGUGUCUCUGGCUCGGAGCUUGUGCAGAAAUUCAUCGGUGAGGGCUCACGUAUGGUCAGGGAACUCUUUGUCAUGGCUCGCGAGCAUGCUCCUUCGAUUAUUUUCAUGGAUGAAAUUGACUCCAUCGGCUCGUCGCGUAUUGAAUCCGGCAGCGGGGGGGAUUCAGAGGUGCAGCGUACGAUGCUUGAGCUCCUCAAUCAACUGGAUGGCUUCGAGGCCACGAAGAACAUCAAAGUUAUCAUGGCAACCAAUAGGAUUGACAUCCUGGAUCCAGCUCUCCUCCGCCCAGGGCGCAUUGAUCGCAAAAUUGAGUUCCCACCACCAAAUGAGGAAGCCCGUUUGGACAUCCUGAAGAUUCACUCGCGCAAAAUGAACCUCACGCGUGGCAUAAAUCUCCGGAAGAUCGCCGAACUCAUGCCGGGAGCUUCUGGGGCGGAAGUUAAGGGUGUAUGCACGGAAGCUGGCAUGUAUGCGCUGCGCGAGAGGCGAGUCCACGUCACCCAGGAAGACUUCGAGAUGGCCGUUGCGAAGGUAAUGCAGAAGGAUUCAGAGAAAAAUAUGUCGAUUAAGAAGCUCUGGAAGUAAAAUAAUUAAUAAAAUGCGAUUUUUUUCGAAUAAAAA
Lutzomyia longipalpis is the source of this 1412-nucleotide messenger RNA. RefSeq names its product 26S proteasome regulatory subunit 8 (gene Rpt6). The transcript is spliced from 3 exons. Gene Ontology annotation, cellular component: proteasome regulatory particle, base subcomplex. The record is from RefSeq and is a predicted model, not a curated record. Gene Ontology annotation, biological process: proteasome-mediated ubiquitin-dependent protein catabolic process. Bases 165 to 1376 code for a protein of 403 amino acids. Gene Ontology annotation, molecular function: ATP hydrolysis activity; ATP binding; proteasome-activating activity. NCBI's taxonomy places the organism in Eukaryota, Metazoa, Arthropoda, Insecta, Diptera, Psychodidae.